Molecule: messenger RNA, 4086 nt
Organism: Lampris incognitus (smalleye Pacific opah)
Lineage: Eukaryota; Metazoa; Chordata; Actinopteri; Lampriformes; Lampridae
Gene: trim24
Product: tripartite motif containing 24
Exons: 19
Coding region: 129-3338 (1069 amino acids)
Molecular function (GO): protein binding; zinc ion binding
Source: RefSeq, a predicted model, not a curated record
GAUGUUGUAAUGCAUAAUAUUUGCAUGGAUGAUUCCCAUCUGGCUUAUUGAGUCGGGAAAAAGGAUAUAGUCUUCGUUAUCAAACGUUCGAUUCGUUGGAACUGGAAACGCUAGGCGACAUAUAGGAAAUGGAUGAAAGUCCAGAAAAUGUUGACAACGAUGACAUUGUCAUUAUUGUAGAAAACGAGGCAGAGAGUUUGCCUGCCGAAGAUGAGAGACUCAAACAACAGGGAACCUUCGGUCUCAUGGACACUUGUCCCAUCUGUAAAUUGAGCUUUCACAAUCGAGAGCCUAAGCUUCUGCCAUGCCUUCACUCUUUUUGCAAGAAAUGUCUGCCGUCCCCGUUCAGAAGUGCCGACCCCAGACGUGACCUACAAGCUUACGUUGACAACAACAAACAACUGGGUGCAAUACGAUGCCCAGUCUGCAGACAGGAAUGCUGGGAGAUGGACGUGUUGGAUAACUUCUUUGUCAAGGACUCCGCUGAGGUGCCCAGCAGCACAGUGGAGAAAACCAGCCAGAUCUGCAUGAGCUGUGAUGACAACACAGAGGCAACAGGCUACUGUGUGGAGUGUGUGGAAUUCCUGUGUGUGACAUGUAUUGAGGCCCAUCAAAGGGUCAAGUUCACCCGAGAUCACACCAUAAGACAGAAGGAGGAGUUGUCGCCAGAGGGAGUUGGGAUGUCCACACAGAGACCCGUGUUUUGUGACGUCCAUAAGCAGGAGCCACUGAAGCUAUUCUGUGAGACAUGUGAUCGGCUCACCUGCCGAGACUGCCAGUUGCUUAAGCACAAGGAUCACAACUACCAGUUUCUAGAGGAUGCUUACAGGAACCACAAGCAAUAUCUGGAGAACAUGACACAACAGCUACAGGAGAAGAGGAAGGCAAUUGAAGAGGUCUCCACCUGCAUCAACAGCGGGCUUCAGCAAGUUGAUGAAAACAGGAAGACUGUUACCAACGAAAUCAAGAAAUCCAUCUGCAACCUGAUUAUGGAGAUCAAUAGGAAGGGAAAGAUUUUGGUCAACCAGCUUGAAGCUCUGACCAAGGACCAUGAGACAGGGCUGAAAAGGCAGCAGGAGGAUGUCAGCUCUCUGACCAGGCACCUAGACCAUGUUAUCAACUUCACCAAGUGGGCCACAGCCAGCCACAGUGGCACUGCUCUCCUCUACUGCAAGAGAUUGAUCCUCUUUCAGAUUCAUUACUUGAUGAGGGCAAACUGUAAUCCAUCGAUUGUCCCCCAGAGCUCGGUACGUUUCCAGUGCCGCUCCGGCUUUUGGGCCACAAACGUAGACCUGGGUUCUCUGGUAGUAGAGAGGGCCCCAGGUCGACCACCGCUAUCCAACCAGCAGGUAGGCCUCAGAGUAGAAGGUCCUCCUGGGGGUCCGUCAGCCUCAGCUCAGCAGCAGCAGCAGCAGCGCCAGAGCACUCUGGCCCAGCUCCAGAUGCAGGUGGAGAAGCUGGCCCAGCCACCCAACAGGCAACUCCCCCCCAACCACUGGUCCUGGUACCAGAAUGUCAGGCUGCCAGGGCCCCCUGCCCCCCCGCCCCCAACCAGGCCCAUCCAGGGGGGAUCCUCCCCAUCCCAGGGUCCCUCCAGCCUUGGGCAGCAGAGCCGCAGGUAUGGAAGCACCCACCCCAACCCCAACCCCAGAAGCCCCACCUCUUCCAUGCUUCAAAACACGGGAUUCCCACAUCAAUCUCUGAGAGAGCUGAUCCAUAGUUCCAACUUCCCUCCCAAACCCAUUGAUGGGCUGCAGGGAACAUCCCGCUACCCACACCCUCUCCCCACCGGAGCAGCUGCACAAAAUACACUUCACCAGCGUGGCCUAAUGGAUCCCUCCUUCUUGAAGAGGAGUGAGGCUAGCGGCUCCAUCCCCUCCAUUACCAUCUCCAUCCCCAAGCCCAGCUUCUCUUCAAAUGUGGCUUCAGCCACUGUAGAUAGAACAACUCAAGGAGGACAGAGUUCCCCGACGGCCAAACCGUCCUCUUCAGACAGAAGCACGGGGACAAAUACUUGGAAGCAUUCUUCCGAGCCGCCAUCCGCCCCUUCUGUCAAACGACGACGAAGGACAUCCCCGGGCCCCAUCAUCGUCAUCAAGGACGAGCCAGAGGACGAGGAUGAAGUUCACUUUGUGCAGUCCAGUAUUGGGGCGAGCUUACCGGACAGCAGCACUGGGGUGCAGUCAAAGCCCCAGCAGCAAAGGGUGUCCUCCCCGGAUACAGCCCCAGGUCCCGACCCCAGCGGUGGGCAAAAACAGCAGCAUCAGUCCCAGCAAGAGGCGACGCUGGAGAAGAGAGCGGAGCCGGAGGAGGACCCCAACGAGGACUGGUGUGCCGUGUGUCAGAAUGGAGGAGAGCUUCUGUGUUGUGACAAGUGUCCCAAAGUUUUUCAUCUUGCGUGCCACAUCCCCACACUAAAUGAGUCCCCCAGUGGCGAGUGGUUCUGCUCGUUCUGCCGUGACCUCAUCUCCCCCGAGAUGGAGUACAACUGUGACAACAAAGAGGCGACAAAGGAGGAGCCGGGCUCUGAUGGAUUGCCAACUGUGGAAAAAAGGAGAUGUGAGAGGCUGCUGCUUCGUAUGUUCUGCAAUGACUUCAGCACAGACUUCCAGCAGCCUGCUUCUCCAUCGGAGACGAAGAAGUACAAGGAACUGAUCAAGUGUCCAAUGGACUUGUCAAUUGUGAAAAAGAAGCUGGAGACAAAGUCAAAGGUGGAUGAACAUUACGACAGCCCUGAAGAGUUUGUUGCGGAUGUCAGGCUUAUAUUCUUUAACUGCGCAAAGUACUACAAGUCAACCUCAGAGGUGGGGUCUGCCGGACUCUACCUGGAAGACUACUUCGAGGAGCAGCUGAAGCUUCUUUACCCGGACAAGAUCUUCCCCGGAGGAAGGGAGGAGCGGAUGAUCCCCCCCCUGGAGGACGAGAUAGAGGAUGAAGAAGAGGUGGGGGCAGAGGGAGGAAUGGCUCCUGUCGAGGAUGUGGCAGCAGUGGCCAGUCCAGCGGUGGAAGGUAUCCCUCCUGUGGAGGAGGACCUUGCCACCCAGGAAGAAGAGGGGCCUUUGGUAGAAAGCGAGAAGGGUAAGACAGAGGAGAAGGGGAUCGUCACAGGUGAAGGAAUGACACCUGAGGAUGGCGGGGCGCCUCUUACAGAGGUGGUAAAACAGGAGGUGAAUGUUUCUGUGAAUGACAGUGCAGCGGCUGAAAUCGAGCCUGCAGACACGCAGCCAGAGGACACCCCGCCUGAGGAGCUCUCUCAGCUACCGAUGGACAGCGAUGAUGCCAAGCCCUCUGACGCUGAGCCAACCCCGGCCAGCCCAGCCAAAGAACAGGAAGGAUAGGCUGACAAAGGGGGGAAAAAAAUAGAUGAAUAAAACUGUCAUCAAGCUGAAUGGUUUCAGUCUUCCCCAAGAGUGGCCCGUAAAGACAAACACAGGCCUGCAUUUGCUGCAAUCUUGACACUUGUUUUGUACUCUUUAAAUUGCAAUAGGAAAAAGGUACUGCAAUACUGGAUACAUUUAUGUAGCGGCUUAAAUACAUGCACACCGAAUACAAUUUACACUUAUUGUUUUUUGGGGUUUUUUGUUGUUUUUUUUUUGUUGUUUUUUUUUGUUUUUUUUUUGUUUUUUUGUUUUUGUUUUUUUUUUUUGCUUGACCGGUUAAAGUUGUAAUUAAGUACAUGAAAUUAUUUUCUUUGAUGACUAAAAAGCACACAGAUGAUAUCCUUUGUGGAUAGGGUGUAUUUUAAUUUAUUAUGAGGACUUAUGAACAUUACAUUGCCAUAUAAGUAGGCAUAAUUGAUUUAUCGGAAACACAACUUUGAUUAGUAACUGCAUGCAUAAAGUUUGAAAUAAUAUAAUUAAUCAUUUUUUCCAUUCUCUUAUAUUUAUGGACUUAAGCUCACUUUCAAUAUCUACAGUAUUUGGGAUAUAGAUGGAUAGCAAGGUCUGUUUAUGUUUUAUUGCAAUGUAUUGUGUGAUUUUAGUUGAAUAUGCUAUGUAACAUGUAGGGAUACUGCAGUUUGUGUAUAGAAUGGAGUGUUAUCUUGUUGGAUAUGGAUAAAAAGACAGUUUGGAAAAUGGCACUGCU